Penicillium bovifimosum is the source of this 2013-nucleotide messenger RNA. Its product is annotated as SET domain protein. Lineage: Eukaryota; Fungi; Ascomycota; Eurotiomycetes; Eurotiales; Aspergillaceae. Gene Ontology annotation, biological process: peptidyl-lysine monomethylation. The transcript is spliced from 4 exons. Bases 1 to 2013 code for a protein of 670 amino acids. The record is from RefSeq and is a predicted model, not a curated record. Gene Ontology annotation, molecular function: protein-lysine N-methyltransferase activity; protein binding.
AUGGCGGCCCUCUCAGACCAAGUCGACCCAAAACUAGAAGCCCACACAGAGCUAGUAAACUGGGUCAUCCAACAUGGCGGCGCAGUCUCCAAAACCGUGCGCAUCUCACAAGACGCCUCCCGCGGCGUGCACCUGCAAGUGAAAGCAGACCUGCCCUCCGCAAUCCCCAAAGAAACGAAGGUAAUCAACACCCCAAUUUCCGUGUCAAUGUCCUGGUACAACGCUGUAGGCUAUGAGUCUCCGCACGGCUCAUUCCCCAAAUACGGCGUUGACUUCCCGCGGUCCUGGAUCGAUCAGAUCGGUCCGGAGGAGACUUCUGCGUUCUUCCUCAUGGGACAGUAUCUGCGUGGAGAGGAGGGGUUCUGGUAUCCGUAUUUGAGGACUUUGCCGCAGCCGGGUCAGUUGACCACGCCGUUGUUCUUUGGGGAGGAGGAUGUGGAUUGGAUUCAGGGGACGGGGAUUCCGGAGGCUUCGGUUGAGAGGAUUAGGAUUUGGGAGAGGAAGUUUGACGAGGCGAUUACGCUUUUGGAGGAGAGUGGGUUUUUGGAUUGUGAGAGGUUUACUUGGGAACUGUAUCUUUGGGCUUCGACUAUCAUUACCUCCAGGGCUUUCUCGGCGAAGGUUCUGUCUGGGGCUGUCCAGCCUGAUGAUCUCCCUGAAGAUGGUAUCUCGGUGCUGCUACCGCUAAUUGAUCUCCCUAACCACCGGCCAAUGGCCAAGGUUGAGUGGCGGGCGGGUGACGAGGAUAUUGGUCUUAUUGUGCUUGAGGAUGUUGCUCCUGGUGAGGAAGUCUCGAACAAUUACGGUCCUCGCAAUAACGAACAAUUGUUCAUGAACUAUGGAUUCUGCAUCGCCGGUAACCCAACCGACUACCGCAUUGUCCAUCUGGGAGUGAAACCCGACAGCCCGCUCGGCCAAGCUAAGGCUCGUCAGCUAGAACUCUUCCCCCAGGCUGCCAAGAAUGUCGAGGAACACUACUACAUCUUCAACCCUUAUUACCCUUUCAUGGCUCCCGAAACACCAAUGGAGCACUCGAUCUUCUCGCCAGCAUUAUUCAACGCGUUGACGGUGAUGGAAUCAAACGUACGCGAGCGCAAAAUGCUCGAGAUCACCGAAGACACCAUUCGCAUCAUCCCGGGAUACGGAAAUAACCACAGCAUCUAUGCAGCCCUGGCACAGAUCAGCUUCGAGCUCAUAGCCCAUUCCACGAACCUAAAAGCCAGCGCAGAGGAUCUACCGGAACCCACCAAUCUAAACCACAUCCACUCCCAAAUCUACCGCAACGGCCAAAUCCUCAUAGAUGAGUCCGCCCUGAUCAUAGCCAGCUGGUGCAUCGCCCGCGGCCGAGAACACAAGCGCGGCGAAAGCUGGGAGGAUACCAAAGCCCUCCUCCACGAACUGAUGGAACGAUUCCCCGCGGGCCUUCUACCCGACGACGUUCUAUCCCGAAUCCGAGUCCGCAUCCUGGAACGUCCUUCACUGAUAACGAAGAACGGUGAGCUAUACAGACUGGGCGAGCUUUUCAGCCUCCUCCCGGCUGAAAUGCAGCAGCCGAGUCAGACUUGCUUCCAGCACAUCCUCGGCGAGGCGAGUCAGAAUGUCCCGCCCAUGGCGAGUGAUCCACAGUCGCUGUUCGCUACGGUUAUUUGCUUGUUGAUAGCGACUUAUAAUUCCCCUGAGGCACGGUCGAGAUUGCCAUCGAGGCUUAGUUGUUGGGUCGCUUUCCUGCUGGAACAAUAUCCUUUGCCUUCUGAUGCUGAGGGUGUGAGUGAGCCGCUUGAACUGUUUCAGGAGUAUGCUAAGGCGGUUAACCCGGCUUCGUGGGCCGCUGGUGACGGGGUCGAUUGGCUUGCUGAGGAUAGUGGGUGGUUGGAUGCGAAGUGGCUUCAUUGGGCUUGGAUUGUUGCUGGUGAGGAAAUGGUUAUGAUUCCACUUGAUCCAUUUGACAUUCUUAAAAUGGAGGGGUCAUUGUCUAUGUUGAAGCAGGCUUGUCUUUAUGUGCCGCAGGAAUAG